AUGUAUCUGCUCAAAGACUGGAGCGUCGAUACCCACGGGCUGGUGGGGGGCGGGGAGUGGGCCCCGGGCAGCCUGCCCCUCUGGCUCUCCCCGCCCAGGCGGGCGCUGCCUGCACACGCACAGUCCCGGGGUCCGUCUGCCCCCGCUGCCGCCGACAUGAGCCCCCCGGCCCCUCAGAGAGCACGCCGUCACCAGGCGUCCCCGGGAAGCCUGGCUGGGUCCGUCCCUGUGGCCCUCAGGCUGGCAGGGAGGCCCCUGAGCUGCCCUCUUUGUGCCAGGAGAGCAGAUGCGCCGGGAGCAGGAGCAGGAGGCUGGCCGCUGUCGGCCCCGGCAGGGGCCCGGCCCGUGGAGGGUGGGCAGGGGGGAGCUGCACGGGAGACCCGAGAGCCUGCUUGGGCAGCGCCUGCCACCCUGGCGCCGGGGCCCGGCUACGGUUGGCACUGCCAGGCGGCCGCUGGUGCAGAAGGGGAGCCUGGGCACUGA
Messenger RNA from Sarcophilus harrisii (Tasmanian devil), 483 nucleotides. RefSeq names its product skin secretory protein xP2-like. The record is from RefSeq and is a predicted model, not a curated record. Lineage: Eukaryota; Metazoa; Chordata; Mammalia; Dasyuromorphia; Dasyuridae. The coding region runs from base 1 to 483 and encodes 160 amino acids. The transcript has a single exon.